This is a messenger RNA of Vombatus ursinus (common wombat), 1486 nucleotides long. It is a transcript of the gene NABP2, whose product is annotated as nucleic acid binding protein 2. Gene Ontology annotation, biological process: mitotic cell cycle checkpoint signaling; double-strand break repair via homologous recombination; response to ionizing radiation. The record is from RefSeq and is a predicted model, not a curated record. Gene Ontology annotation, molecular function: DNA binding. The transcript has 7 exons. Gene Ontology annotation, cellular component: SOSS complex. Lineage: Eukaryota; Metazoa; Chordata; Mammalia; Diprotodontia; Vombatidae. Bases 430 to 1161 code for a protein of 243 amino acids.
GUGACAAGAGCUUCAUUUGGGCUGCGACUCCCUCUCCUCUUGGCUCUUCCUUUUGAGCUCCUGGCUUCCUCUGCCGUCCAGAGGCCUCCGCUGGUCUCUUGUCUUCCCAUGCUGGCUCCCGUAGCCUUCCCCAUCUCCCCAGUCCAAAGACGAAUCCCCUUGUCUUUGAGAAUAAGGCCUGUCCGUCUCCUGGGGAGGCCAAGAUAAGUUUGGUGAAGAGAUCUUUUCGGAAGUCACAUUUUUAUACGCUCCCGUAUACCCCUCAAAAGCUACUUCCUUCCCAAGGACGCUCGUUGAAUGUAUUCUCUCCGAGAGGUCUCAGGGACACAGAUGUAGGGAACAUGAGGGACCGAGGUCGACCGUGCCUGGGGGAAACAAACUUCUUAAAUGAGCACAGACCAGGUAGAAUGGAAUGGAGAUUAAGGGCUUAUGUGCCAACAGGUUCUGGGAUACCAAAAAUUGAAUCAGUCCCUGCCCUCAAGAGACUUAAAUUCCACUGGAGAAGGGAGUGAAGGCCUGGGCAGCAUGACGACGGAGACCUUUGUGAAAGAUAUCAAACCAGGACUUAAGAAUCUGAAUCUCAUCUUCAUUGUGCUAGAAACAGGCCGAGUGACCAAGACAAAAGAUGGACAUGAGGUGAGGACCUGCAAAGUAGCAGAUAAAACAGGUAGCAUCAAUAUAUCUGUUUGGGAUGAUGUUGGCAACCUGAUCCAGCCUGGGGACAUUAUUCGACUCACCAAGGGAUAUGCUUCAGUAUUUAAAGGCUGUCUGACGCUCUACACUGGCCGUGGGGGUGAUCUGCAGAAGAUUGGAGAAUUCUGUAUGGUUUAUUCUGAGGUCCCCAACUUCAGUGAGCCAAACCCCGAGUACAGUGCCCAGCAGCUCCCCAGCAAAACGGUACAGAACGACAGUACCUCUGCCACUUCCCAGUCCCCUUCUGGCCCUCCUGCUGUCUCUUCAGCCUCUGAGAAUCAAAAUGGGAACAGCCUAACCACGCCCCCUGGCCCAGGCAGUGGCCCCCAUGCACCCCACGCCCCUACUCACCCUAUCAGCACCCGCAUCACUCGAAGUCAGCCUAGCCACACACCUGCUGGCCCUCCAGGCCCCUCCUCCAACCCUGUCAGCAACGGCAAAGAGACUCGAAGGAGCAGCAAGAGAUAGCGAGACACCCUUCUUCCUCAUGAAGACACCCCUCUUCUCUGUCUCCCCACUAGGAACAAAGACUGCCCAUUGGGAGCUAGCUGGGUGUGUAUGGUAGGGGGGUAUUAUAGCCUCAAACUUUCUGAGCUGAUGUAGAGGGGGGCAGUCGUCUCUCCCCCUUAUUUCUUAAGCCAAACCCCAUCCCCCCACGCAAGUACUUUGUCUCCUGCCCCUUCAUUCUGGGCACUCCCAACCUCCUCUGCCCUUUUUAGAAACCAAAUUUGGGGUGAGUAUGUUAAAUAUGUGUGAUAUAGGGGACUUCCCUAAUAAAUACUUACACCCAGUG